This is a messenger RNA of Vigna umbellata (rice bean), 687 nucleotides long. The record is from RefSeq and is a predicted model, not a curated record. NCBI's taxonomy places the organism in Eukaryota, Viridiplantae, Streptophyta, Magnoliopsida, Fabales, Fabaceae.
GUGGAUUCUUGUUGGCUUGACACCACUCUGACCUCUAUAACUCUAUAACCCCUGUUUUGGCAAAACCACUGUCUGAAACUAAGUGAAACUGAAACCACUACCCAUUGUCACUAUAUAUGGAACCUUGCUUAUCAUGAAACAAACCAGAAAGAGAAAUGGAGUUCACGAAUUCCAGAUCUCAAUCAGCUUUCGCAGAAAGAGAAAAGGAGAAUGUUGAUAGCUUAGGAGAAAAGGAGUGGGUAACAGAGGGUGCGAGUGCGAUAUCCAGACAGCUCCGGUUGAAGUCUUCAAAAGCCGGUUUCCAGAGUCUGGACAAACAAGCUGUCCUUGGACGCUUACGGCAACACAGGUCUUACAACAGAGCCAAAAGCGCUUUGGAGGCUCUGAUGGGGACCUCUGAUGCCAACUCCGCCACUGUGCAUGAACAAAAGUGGUUUCAUCUGGCUGACUCUUUCUCUUCUCCAUAACUGGAAACACCUUAACUACUACUAUUAUAUUUGUCACCUUCUGAAUACCACCUUCUAUUAUUAUCUUGUAUGCAACUUCUCAUAACCUCUCUUAAAAGAGUAGAAGCACCAAUCUUCACUAAAAAUGAGUCUCUCUUAUACAAAUUCCUCCUAAUGAUAAGAACUCUUCAAGCUCCAUUUAAUGGUUUAUCUUUGUCUACAGAUAUUUUCUUUAAGAAAA